Molecule: messenger RNA, 2173 nt
Organism: Phodopus roborovskii (desert hamster)
Lineage: Eukaryota; Metazoa; Chordata; Mammalia; Rodentia; Cricetidae
Gene: Ints15
Product: integrator complex subunit 15
Exons: 6
Coding region: 242-1588 (448 amino acids)
Source: RefSeq, a predicted model, not a curated record
UCCGCCGCCGGUUCGGCCGAGCGGCAUCGACUCCCGCGGCUCUGGUUGGCGCCGCAGUCGGACCCAGGGCUCCUGCUGGCCCGCUGCGACGACGAAGACGAUGGCCCCCUGAGCGGGACGGCGCCAGGUAGCGGCGGGCGGGCGGGAGCCGCAGCCCUGCCCGCGUCGGAGCCCAGGCUGAUCGCGCCUCUUUGUCUCCGGGCGGAAGUGGGACUCGCGGCGGGGACGCGGCGGCCGCACCAUGAGCGACAUCCGCCACUCGCUGCUGCGGCGCGACGCGCUGAGUGCCGCCAAGGAGGUGCUGUACCACCUGGACAUCUACUUCAGCAGCCAGCUGCAGAGCGCGCCGCUGCCCAUCGUGGACAAGGGCCCCGUGGAGCUGCUGGAGGAGUUCGUGUUCCAGGUGCCCAAGGAGCGCGGCGCGCAGCCCAAGAGACUGAAUUCGCUCCAGGAGCUCCAGCUUCUUGAAAUCAUGUGCAGUUAUUUCCAGGAGCAAAGCAAGGACUCUGUACGGCAGAUAAUUUUCUCCUCCCUUUUCAGCCCCCAAGGGAACAAAGCCGACGACAGCCGGAUGAGCUUGUUGGGAAAGCUGGUCUCUAUGGCUGUGGCUGUGUGUCGGAUCCCCGUGUUGGAAUGUGCGGCCUCCUGGCUCCAGCGGACGCCUGUGGUCUACUGUGUGAGACUUGCCAGGGCCCUAGUGGACGACUACUGCUGUUUGGUGCCAGGCUCGGUUCAGACACUGAAGCAGAUUUUCAGUGCCAGUCCCCGUUUCUGCUGCCAGUUCAUAACGUCCGUGACUGCACUCUACGACCUGUCAUCAGAUGACCUCAUCCCACCUUUGGACUUGCUUGAAAUGAUUGUCAGCUGGAUUUUCGAGGACCCAAGGUUGAUUCUCAUCACGUUUUUAAAUACUCCCAUCGCCGCCAACCUGCCCAUAGGAUUCUUAGAGCUCACGCCCCUUAUUGGGCUGAUCCGUUGGUGCGUGAAGGCCCCUCUUGCUUACAAAAGGAAGAAGCCUUGCCUCUCCAACGGCCACAUCAGUCACAAGGUCACCAAGGACUCAGGCACAGGCACAGACAGAGACUCGAACCUGCUGUACUCGAAGUUACACCUGAGCGUCCUGCAGGUCCUUAUGACGCUCCAGCUGCACCUGACCGAGAAGAAUCUGUAUGGGCGCCUGGGACUCAUCCUGUUUGACCACAUGGUCCCAAUUGUAGAGGAGAUAAACAGACUAGCAGAUGAACUGAACCCUCUCAAUGCUUCCCAGGAGAUUGAGCUUGCACUGGACCGAUUGGCCCAGGCAUUGCAGGUGGCCAUGGCAUCGGGGGCUCUGCUUUGCACAAGAGAUGACCUGAGAACCUUGUGCUCCCGGCUACCCCAUAACAACCUGCUCCAGCUGGUGAUCUCGGGCCCAGUGCAGCAGUCGCCACACACCGCUCUGCCCCCUGGGUUCUACCCGCACAUCCACACCCCCCCACUCGCCUAUGGGGCUGUGCCAGCCCACCCUGCUGCCCACCCAGCCCUGCCUACACACCCAGGGCACACCUUCAUCUCAGGCGUGACAUUUCCAUUCAGGCCCAUCCGCUAGGUCGGCCCUUCUGAGCCGCCAAGCGGCUGUGUGCCUUGCACUUGGGCCAAGGAAGCCUUCGGAGAGGGGUGCUGGCCCCAUGGACAAGGACCCCUGGGAGGCAGCAGGUGGUCCCUCUAGCUGACAGAACCAUCUUGGUACUGAUGUCCCAAGUUGCUGUCCCUGAGUGCCUCCUACCUGGUCAUGUUAAAUGUCCAGAUUGGAUGGGUGAAAGGGAGUAUACUUAGCCCACUGCAGAGAGUGCUGUGGGUUUUUUAAAUAUACCAGUCCCAGAGUGAUGGUAUCACUCAUGCACAGACACUCUCAGCCAGCCACCAGGGAACGCUGGCGGGUAAGCCGCCCCUCGGGUCCAUUUGCCCUGCCUCAGGAAUGUGAUGUGUCUCUGCCACCAACACAAGUGUUCCGCAGCUCCAUGAGCUCAGAAUGUGGAGGGAGAGACCCACGCUUGUAUGCAGCACUGGGCACUGCUCAGGGACACCUGUUGGGAUUCCCCAUCACCUUGGAAAGGAUCUUCUGUGUUUUAUUUCGGGGUUAUCUCUAAAUUUUCCUUUCAUGUGUUCAAAAUAAAUUUUUUUCUAAACAGUU